AGUACUAGAGAACAGAAGGUUUGGCGUUGGACAUAGCGCCAAUGCGCAUGCGCAGACACUGCGCGUACCUCAUCUCUGUGCUGCUGCCCAGCCUCCAAACAAGCGACGAGCCACUGGGAUCUCCACACGCUAGCCCUUCUCUUGAAGCCACCGAGUCAAAGGUCGGGUCCUGCAAUGGGAUGUGGUCCCUCUCAGAUGACUGAAGAGCUUAAAGAGAGAGAAACCGAAAAACAUAAAGAAAAAGCACAGUGAGAAUUAAAAAGAAGUCAGCCUGCGCAGAGUAAUAAAGAUCCCUUCCCCAUCAAGCUGUUUCCCCCUUUCACCAAAAUGUCAACGGUCUCUUCAGCAAACCCAGAAGCUCCUGCUGUCACCAACCCUCCUCCCCCUGAGGUGACCAACCCUACCAAACCUGGUCGCAAGACUAACCAGCUGCAGUACAUGCAAAAUGUAGUUGUCAAGACAUUGUGGAAGCACCAGUUUGCAUGGCCUUUCUACCAGCCUGUUGAUGCCAUUAAACUUGGUCUUCCGGACUAUCACACAAUCAUAAAGAAUCCAAUGGACAUGGGCACCAUCAAGAAAAGACUAGAGAAUGUGUACUACUGGAGUGCAAGCGAGUGUAUGCAGGAUUUCAACACUAUGUUCACAAACUGUUAUAUUUACAACAAGCCUACAGAUGACAUUGUGUUGAUGGCACAAGCGUUAGAGAAGAUCUUCCUUCAGAAGGUGGCCCUGAUGCCUCAGGAGGAGGUUGAGCUUCUUCCUCCUGCCCCGAAGGGCAAAGGCCGCAAACCAGCAGGGCCUGGUCAGCAGGAUGGAGCAGUCUCUUCUGGCUCACCCACUUCUGUUUUCCCUGGUGCCACCUCUCCGAGUUCACAGACAGCAGUCGUAUCUCCAGCUCCAGUGCCCACCAUCACUCCUAGCUUACCAGCUUUACAGAAUACAACCACUGCCGCCGUGAUACCUGGCAUGCCUCCUUCUCAACCCACGAUCAAAAAGAAGGGGGUAAAGAGGAAAGCAGACACAACCACCCCUACUACCUCUGCCAUCACCGCCAGCAGGAGCCAGUCGCCCACCCCUCUUUUAGAAAGCAAACAGGGCAAGGUAGCAUCCAGGCGAGAGAGCACCGGUCGCCCCAUCAAACCCCCUAAAAAAGAUUUUGAGGAUGGAGAACUAGGCAUACAAGGAAGCAAAAAGGGCAGGCUUUCAGAGCAGCUCAAGUACUGUGAGGUCAUCCUUAAAGAAAUGCUUUCAAAAAAGCAUGCUGCAUACGCCUGGCCUUUUUACAAGCCUGUUGAUGCAGAGGCUCUCGAGCUACAUGACUACCAUGACAUAAUCAAACACCCCAUGGACUUGAGCACAGUGAAGAAAAAAAUAGAUAGUCGAGAGUACCAAGAUGCACAGUGUUUUGCUACAGAUGUCAGAUUAAUGUUCUCAAAUUGUUACAAGUACAACCCACCUGAUCAUGAGGUGGUUGCUAUGGCCAGAAAGUUGCAGGAUGUGUUUGAAAUGCGUUUUGCAAAAAUGCCUGAUGAGCCGGUGGAGGUGGCCGGGGUGGGUGGUGUAGGCGGGGCCGGUGUGGUCAGUAAGAGUACUGUCAGCAGUGAGAGCAGUGGCAGCGACUCCACCUCUGACAGCUCCGACUCUGAGGAGGAGAGGGCCACCCGGCUCGCUGAGCUGCAGGAACAGGUGGGUGCGGAACAGUGUAUCUCUUUGGAGCACCCCAUUGGUAGCAGACAGGGGAUAAAAAACGGGUGCACCAAGAAUAAUCAGCUGAAAGCCGUCCAUGAACAGUUAGCCGCUCUUUCUCAGGCCCCCGUAAGUAAACCAAAGAAAAAGAAAGAGAAGAAAGAAAAAGACAAGAAAAAGAAUGUAAACAAGCACAACCAAUCCAAACCAGAGGAGAAAGGCAAGCCAGGACAGCCACCGAAACCAGCCCAGCAGAAAAAGGGUCCUGCCAGAAAGGUUAACAGCACUGUACCAAGCAACAGGCAACCAAAGAAGGGUGGCAGAGGGCCAGGCUACGAGUCUGAUGAGGAGAUGUCGCUUCCCAUGACGUACGAUGAAAAACGGCAACUGAGCCUCGACAUCAACCGGCUGCCUGGAGAGAAGUUGGGCAGGGUGGUCCACAUCAUUCAGUCCAGAGAACCUUCGCUGCGGGAUUCCAACCCUGACGAAAUCGAAAUAGAUUUUGAGACACUCAAACCUUCCACUUUGCGUGAGCUGGAGCGAUAUGUCAAGUCGUGUUUACAGAAGAAACAGAGGAAACCUCCACAGAAAGGAGGCUCAGGCCCGUCUCGGCUCAGCGGCAGCAGCAGUUCCUCAGACUCGGGCAGCAGCACCUCCAGUGGUUCCACUUCAGAUAGCAGUGACUCUGACUGAACACUUUUUAUUUACUUUUUUAUUUUUUUUAAAAACAUUGUAUGCAGUCAAGGUCCUUUCCCCUCUGAGACUUUUUAUAAGAAAAAGAAAGAAAAGAGACAAUAAAAAUGCAUCAUGUCAGAACAUUUUUUUUUCUUUUGGACAGCUAAAAAGCAAACUAAUAAAUUGCUUUUUAUUUCCACUGACUCUGAAAGGAAUGUCCACACUUAAAACUGCAAGGAGAGGAAGUCUUUAUGCAUUCUUUACAGUUCAAAUUCUCUUCCUUGGUGUCCUGGUAAUGUUGGACGUUACCAUUGCAAACAUAUGCCAUCCCUUCUCAACAGAGAAAGCUGAAAGCUCACUCUUCUCUUCAGAUUUGACUUCUGUACCAGUCUGUUGUAUUUUAAUUUUGUUUUUGCUGUAGCCUCAUUUUCCCCAUUGGGCACUGUGCCAUUAUUGAUUUCUAUUCUUUGUAUUAUUGUUCUCUCAUAAACCGUGAGAGAUUUUCAUGCUUGUCUAUGAAAACCAUGCCUUUCCCAAUAAUGUCACAACACUUAGGUAGUCUGGGGAACAAAUGACUUUAAUUAGGAAUAAGCUCUCUAAAUUUAAUUUGGCCAUUAUUAUAGCUGUAGAACUAUUAAAAUGGAAUCCUAUACUCUUCAGCUAAUGCAUGGUUUAGGAAAAUAGUUUGAUGGGAAUCAAGUAGAUUUACUGGUUUUGUACAGAUGCUUUGCAAUGACAUGAACGUGAAUCAGUUAAGCUGGAUCACAUGCAGACUUCCUGUCUUAUUAAAUGCCUUGGUGAGCAAUAAAUGUACAGAUUUUUAAAUA
Molecule: messenger RNA, 3188 nt
Organism: Carassius carassius (crucian carp)
Lineage: Eukaryota; Metazoa; Chordata; Actinopteri; Cypriniformes; Cyprinidae
Gene: brd3a
Product: bromodomain containing 3a
Exons: 12
Coding region: 328-2379 (683 amino acids)
Biological process (GO): regulation of DNA-templated transcription; chromatin remodeling
Cellular component (GO): nucleus; chromatin
Source: RefSeq, a predicted model, not a curated record